AUGCAGGUGUACACAGAAAUGCUGCACAGACUGCUCUUGUCAUCCUCUCAGUUCAGAAAACAUUUUCUUUCAGGUCUGCCAGGUCGCAACAGCACAGCAUGGCCGCCUUUUCCACCUGUGAACAGCACAAACAUUCCAACAGUCUCCACAUCAAAUUUGCCAAACCCUCGACCGCCUCUCAACAUAACCACACCACCUGGUAACUACACAGGAGUUGAGGGAGAAGUGCGCCUGGCCAAUGGAGGAAACAGCUCCUGCUCUGGCAGAGUGGAGAUCUUCCACUUUGGACAGUGGGGGACAGUGUGUGAUGAUUCCUGGGGCCUGCUCGAUGCUGAGGUGGUGUGUCGACAGCUGGGCUGUGGCAGAGUCCUCUCAGCACCAACACAGGCACGCUUUGGACAAGGCAGCGGACCCAUCUGGUAUGAUAACGUCAUGUGCACGGGCAAUGAAACAAAGCUGUCUGAAUGUCGGCACCAAGGGAGUGGAUCUCAUGACUGUGGCCACAAUGAGGAUGCUGGUGUUGUCUGUGAAGGUAAUUACAAAUUUGUUCAGAUAGUGACACCAUAGUGUGUGUUUUUGAGCACGACUCAUCUGUCUUCCUUUCUUUUCCUGUCAGCUGCUUCGCCAGUCAGACUUGUCAACUCUGGAAAACGCUGCUCAGGCAGAGUGGAGAUCUUCCAUGCUGGACAGUGGGGGACAGUGUGUGAUGAUCACUGGGAGCUGAACAAUGCCGAUGUGGUGUGCAGACAGCUGGACUGUGGAAGGGCCCAAUCAGCUUUAUCUAAUGCAGCCUUCGGACCUGGCAGUGGACCCAUCUGGUUGGAUGAUGUCUAUUGUUCUGGAAAUGAGCCAUCUAUAUCAGACUGCAAACAUUUAGGGUUUGGAGUCCACAACUGUGGUCACCAUGAAGAUGCCAGUGUUAUGUGUGGAGCAACUUUGCCAAACCCUCGACCGCCUCUCAACACAACCACACCACCUGGUAACUACACAGGAGUUGAGGGAGAAGUGCGCCUGGCCAAUGGAGGAAACAGCUCCUGCUCUGGCAGAGUGGAGAUCUUCCACUUUGGACAGUGGGGGACAGUGUGUGAUGAUUCCUGGGGCCUGCUCGAUGCUGAGGUGGUGUGUCGACAGCUGGGCUGUGGCAGAGUCCUCUCAGCACCAACACAGGCACGCUUUGGACAAGGCAGCGGACCCAUCUGGUAUGAUAAUGUCAUGUGCACAGGCAGUGAAACAAAGCUGUCUGAAUGUCGGCACCAAGGGAUUGGAUCUCACGAUUGUGGCCACAAUGAAGAUGCUGGAGUUGUUUGUGAAGCUGCUUCGCCAGUCAGACUUGUCAACUCUGGAAACCGCUGCUCAGGCAGAGUGGAGAUCUUCCAUGCUGGACAGUGGGGGACAGUGUGUGAUGAUCACUGGGACCUGGACAAUGCUAAUGUGGUGUGCAGACAGCUGGACUGUGGAAGGGCCCAAUCAGCUUUAUCUAAUGCAGCCUUUGGAGCUGGCAGAGGACCCAUCUGGUUGGACAAUGUCUCUUGUUUUGGAAAUGAGUCAUCUAUAUCAGACUGCAGACAUUCAGGGUUUGGAGUCCACAACUGUGGUCACCAUGAAGAUGCCAGUGUUAUAUGUGGAGGUCUGCCAAGUAGCAACAGCACAGCAUGGCCGCCUUUUCCACCUGUGAACAGCACAAACAUUCCAACAGUCUCCACAUCAACUUUGCCAAACCCUCGACCGCCUCUCAACAUAACCACACCACCUGGUAACUACACAGGAGUUGAGGGAGAAGUGCGCCUGGCCAAUGGAGGAAACAGCUCCUGCUCUGGCAGAGUGGAGAUCUUCCACUUUGGACAGUGGGGGACAGUGUGUGAUGAUUCCUGGGACCUGCUCGAUGCUGAGGUGGUGUGUCGACAGCUGGGCUGUGGCAGAGUCCUCUCAGCACCAACAUGGGCACGCUUUGGACAAGGAAGUGGACCUAUCUGGUACGAUGAUGUCAUGUGCACAGGCAGUGAAACAAAGCUGUCUGAAUGUCGGCACCAAGGGAUUGGAUCUCAUGACUGUGGCCACAUGGAGGAUGCUGGGGUUGUCUGCGAAGGUAAAUACUGAUCGGUACAGUACAGUAACACCCCAGAGUCUGCUUUACCAGUGAGACUUGUCAACUCUGGAAACCGCUGCUCAGGCAGAGUGGAGAUCUUCCAUGCUGGACAGUGGGGGACAGUGUGUGAUGAUCACUGGGACCUGGACAAUGCUAAUGUGGUGUGCAGACAGCUGGACUGUGGAAGGGCCCGGUCAGCUUUAUCUAAUGCAGCCUUUGGAGCUGGCAGAGGACCCAUCUGGUUGGACAAUGUCUCUUGUUUUGGAAAUGAGUCAUCUAUAUCAGACUGCAGACAUUCAGGGUUUGGAGUCCACGACUGUGGUCACUAUGAAGAUGCCAGUGUUAUAUGUGGAGGUCUGCCAAGUAGCAACAGCACAACAUGGCCGCCUUUUCCACCUGUGAACAGCACAAACAUUCCAACAGUCUCCACAUCAACUUUGCCAAACCCUCGACCGCCUCUCAACAUAACCACACCACCUGGUAACUACACAGGAGUUGAGGGAGAAGUGCGCCUGGCCAAUGGAGGAAACAGCUCCUGCUCUGGCAGAGUGGAGAUCUUCCACUUUGGACAGUGGGGGACAGUGUGUGAUGAUUCCUGGGACCUGCUCGAUGCUGAGGUGGUGUGUCGACAGCUGGGCUGUGGCAGAGUCCUCUCAGCACCAACAUGGGCACGCUUUGGACAAGGAAGUGGACCUAUCUGGUACGAUGAUGUCAUGUGCACAGGCAGUGAAACAAAGCUGUCUGAAUGUCGGCACCAAGGGAUUGGAUCUCAUGACUGUGGCCACAUGGAGGAUGCUGGGGUUGUCUGCGAAGCUGCUUCACCAGUGAGACUUGUCAACUCUGGAAACCGCUGCUCAGGCAGAGUGGAGAUCUUCCAUGCUGGACAGUGGGGGACAGUGUGUGAUGAUCACUGGGAGCUGAACAAUGCCGAUGUGGUGUGCAGACAGCUGGACUGUGGAAGGGCCCAAUCAGCUUUAUCUAAUGCAGCCUUCGGACCUGGCAGUGGACCCAUCUGGUUGGAUGAUGUCUAUUGUUCUGGAAAUGAGCCAUCUAUAUCAGACUGCAAACAUUUAGGGUUUGGAGUCCACAACUGUGGUCACCAUGAAGAUGCCAGUGUUAUAUGUGAACAUAAGGGUAUUUUCAUGUUUUAA
Messenger RNA from Salarias fasciatus (jewelled blenny), 3237 nucleotides. Its product is annotated as deleted in malignant brain tumors 1 protein-like. Gene Ontology annotation, biological process: zymogen activation. The record is from RefSeq and is a predicted model, not a curated record. Gene Ontology annotation, molecular function: serine-type endopeptidase activity. NCBI's taxonomy places the organism in Eukaryota, Metazoa, Chordata, Actinopteri, Blenniiformes, Blenniidae. Gene Ontology annotation, cellular component: plasma membrane.